Messenger RNA from Cooperia oncophora, 381 nucleotides. Lineage: Eukaryota; Metazoa; Nematoda; Chromadorea; Rhabditida; Trichostrongylidae. The record is from the annotation of a GenBank genome assembly.
AUGGUUUCCAGGACCGCAAAAGAAUGUCCAAAGGUUGCCCGAUUACCGUGGGAAAUCAGAUCUGAUCACGUGCAUAUCGAUAGGGAGUUCCUACUUGGAGAAGGCACCAUCUCGAACGUAUACCUCGGUAAGUUGAAAGGAAAGGCGCCAAUUCUGCAAUGGAUCGGUCGCAUAGAAAUGAAGCAGUAUCAGGAUUGUCCAGUAGCAGUGCGGGUGCCACGACACUUCGAUGAACCGGAGGAGGACCAACUGUUUCGAGAGAUUUCUUCCAUGAGAAGGCUACGUCAUCAUGACCACAUUGCUCUGUUUCUCGGUAAGCUUGCUCAUUUACGGUUUUGGGUAGUAUUCAGUUUUGGAUCUAACUCGUCACGUUCUUCUUGA